Molecule: messenger RNA, 1755 nt
Organism: Pyricularia pennisetigena
Lineage: Eukaryota; Fungi; Ascomycota; Sordariomycetes; Magnaporthales; Pyriculariaceae
Exons: 2
Coding region: 1-1755 (584 amino acids)
Source: RefSeq, a predicted model, not a curated record
AUGGCUGCGGUGCAGCAAAUCCACACCAAACACGGCAGCCACGACGGCCGGCAGACUCGGCGCGAGGGCCGCGACGCCGGCGGUGCCGAGCCUGAAGAGCGGAUCCUCCAGCUUCUUGCCGAGGCCGUCGGUCUCGUUGAGGCUGACCUGGCUGUCCUGGACGCAGAACCUGUCCGGGUCGCUCCAGGUGGCGUCGACGACGCGCUUCCACGCCUCGGCGGGGUUCAUGAUGGUCUCGCGGGUGUGGAAGACGCGGCAGUUGGCGGGCUGGUACAGGAACUGCAGCGGCAGCUGGGCGUUGUCCAUGGAGAAGGCGUUCUUGCCGUUGACGCUGCCGGCCAUGCCGGGGGUCGCGGUGCGGGUCAGGGCGUAGGCCGAGGCCAGGACGCCCAUCUCGCCGCUGCGCAGCUCGUUCGCGCGCUCCUUGGGCGACAGCGUCAGCACGGCCCGCGCCCCCGCGGCCAGCGACUCCAUGGCGAAGACCUGCGUGCCCUCGACGCCGGCGAUGGACUGCAUCUUGCCGACCUGGGGGCGGCCGCCGACGACGGUGGUGCGCACGUUGGCCUGCUUGAUGGCCAGGUACGAGAAGAUGGUGCAGGUGCUGCCGCAGGUGCCGUCGGUCAGGAGCACGACGUCCGAGGGCUUGAAGACGGGCGGCGGGGCCGGGGCUCGGCUGCCCGUGCCCGUCAGGUUGAACUCGGCCGACGUCUCGUUGUAGGGCGUCGACUGGUAGGCCGUGAACUUGUCGCCCUUGAGCUGCACGGGCGCCAGGAUCUGCUCCUCGCUCGUCAUGUUGUGGCCCUCGGGCGUGUACACGAAGCCGGGCAUCAGGUUGAACGUGACCUCCGAGUCCUUCAGCACCGACAAGGCCGCGCGCUCGUUGCCGCCCUUGAACCGCUGCUUGCUGUUGGGGUCGUUGAGCGCGUUGUUGCUGACGCGGGCUAUGUCGAUCAGGGAGUCGGUGAGUCGCAGGUUGUUGGCCUGGAACGGCCUGACUUCGGGGAAGAGCUGUGCAAAAAGCUCGUAGCCCGCCACGAUGAUCCCGCCCCCGUUGCCGGUCAAGUCCACGAUGAGCUUGGUCUUGCCCUCAUCCUUGCACUUGACCAAAAAGUCGGCGACGACCUCCUGGAAGUUCUUGACGUAGUUGACGGCCUGGCCGUCGACCUCGGGCGCGAACGCGUUGAGCGCAAGCACCGCAACCUCGUCGUACCCGGUGCCGUUGAGGAAGUAGCCGUGCGUGAUGUUGCUGCCGUCGUCCCUGAUGACGGGCCACGGGUAGCCCUGGAUGAAGGGCUGGACCUUGGGCUUCUUCUUGGUGGAGGGCGCCGUCCCGUUGGUGGUCGAGUUGGUCUUUUGGAUCUGGAACGCGAUGUUGUCGGGCGAAGAGAGCACCGCGUUGGGCGUGCAGAACCUUUUGUAAAAGUCCUCGCCCGUCUUGACGCCCGUAAAGUUGACGCCCGCCCGCAGCAGGGCGAAGCUCUCCUCGGACUUUUCGCUGCCGUCCUCGUACGUCAACGUCACCUUCUCGCCCUGGUAGACGCGCGAGGCGGCCAGGACUGGCGCCGAGUUGGGGGUGGCGUACGACGGCAGCUGAGAGUUCCACUGCGAGUCCGGAUCCUGAAACGACGAGUACUUGAGGUUCAGCGAUUCGAUGAGCGUCGCGGCGUCUUGGCCGUUGAUCUUGACGAUUGCUGGUGGGAAGCCCUUUUGAGCUGUGCCUGUGCUGUUGUUGAUGCUUUUCACAAGGGGAUCUAA